Guillardia theta CCMP2712 is the source of this 1848-nucleotide messenger RNA. RefSeq lists its product as hypothetical. NCBI's taxonomy places the organism in Eukaryota, Cryptophyceae, Pyrenomonadales, Geminigeraceae. The record is from RefSeq and is a predicted model, not a curated record. Bases 1 to 1848 code for a protein of 615 amino acids. The transcript has 2 exons.
AUGGCCUGCUCCUUCCAUUGCUCUUUCAACACUUACUUCUUUACGGACGAUCAGUGCAAGCAGUGCAACGCUUCCUGCGCACUGGGGACGCAGUUCCAGGGGUGCAACCCGGACGGGACGCCGAUCUGUACGACCUGCACUCAGAGCCUGCCGGUUCAUUCCGAGUGGGAGAAGAACCUCUGUGUUCACAAGUGUGAUCCGGGGUACUACGCCUUCAAUUCUUCCCUCUGCCUCCCUUGUGAUACGUCGCCGUGCCCCGUGGGAGAGUACAGGGAUACGUGCCAGGCGGUGGUCGGGGCGGUAUGCCAGCAGUGUACCACCAAGAGGUCUACGAUGGGGGCCUACCAGAGCUACGAGGCUUUCAUCACACCGGGCGUUCCGUUCGACGUUGAUAAUUGCAAGACAGAGUGUGUUGCAGGCGCUUUCCGCCAUGGCCCGAACUGCUUCCCCUGCCGGCAGGCCCCCUUCGCUUCCUGGGAGCUUCUCGACCCCGUGCCGCACUGGACGUUGGCUUGCACCCGGGUUCAGGAUGCCAAGGCGAUGCCCUGCACGAGUUUGAAGAAUGGGAGGUACACGGGUUACGCGACGGCCCUGGACCGGGAUUGUCCAGCGGUAUGCAACCCGGGGUAUUACCUGGAACGGGUGCCGACAGGGUUCCAGGUGCCCUAUUGGGAGCUCGGGACUCAGCCGGGCAACCAGACGUCGAUGACAGUGUAUGUGAAUAUUUCGAGGUGCAUCCCCUGCAUGUCAUCGCCGCUCACCAACGGUGCAUACACGGACGCUUGCAAUUACGUCUGUGACAAGGAUUAUGUGAAGGACCCCAACGCUUCGAUGCCCUACCGUUGCCUCUACUGUCCCGGGCAGGCCUGCAGCAGCGGGGAGUACCAGAGUGGAUGCGGGGCUUCGGCCGCCUGCAAGGCGUGCGACCCACUGUCAGACCCUCAUCGGACCUACACCGGGCAGGGGUAUUACAUGGACCCCGCAUCUUGCCCUGAGCAGUGUGCGAGCGGGUACUGGGCCGCUUCCACCGCUGUGAACUGCACGGCCUGCACGGCAGAAGCCUCGCUGAACUGCUCGCUUGCCACCCACUUUGUCAGGAGGUGCGCGCCAACGUCCGACGCCAAGUGUCUGCCCUGCACCGCCUCAUGCGAUCGCAAAUCUGCAGUGUGCCCGCUGCCUCAACCCAUUGCCUACCAACGCGCGUAUAACUCAACAUACUGUGGAUAUUGCAACCCGAACCGGGUCUGUGGUGUCGGCACUUACAUGGACGCUUGCCAGAGCUCGAAUGGCUUUACUGGAUGUUCCCCUUGCAGGAAUGGCCUUGCGCAGAACAGCACGGUGAUCUACAUGACGGCGGGCGACCCGUACUCGCCCUACUCCUGCUCGUGGAAGUGCGCCACGGGUUACACCCUCGGUCGGAACUCGAGCGGUGGUCUGGCCUGCCUUCCACCGGUGAACUAUAUCAUGCCGACGCCCGCCCCCCUCCAGACGCCGUCAUCCUACUGCCCCCCAGGCCAGUUCCUGACGAACCAGCUCACCUGCCAGGCCUGCAGUGACGUGCUUCCAUCCAAGUACGCGACUUGGACAACGGGAUGCAGCUGGAUAUGCACCGGCGGUCGCAUCGCCGUGCAGCAUCCCAUCCAGAAGUGGUACACCUGCAUGCUGUACUCGGAUUACCAGGCAAUUGCUCUCAAUCCAAGGCGCGUGAUGGUCCAGAGCCCCUUCAACGACACCUACAGGCCUCACGUGGUCGGGUACAGCCAGCAGGCCUCUGGGAUUGCCGCGGCGGGGUUUGCCUGCAUCGUGGGCUUCAUCGGCAUGGGGCUCCUUUGUUGUAGGUACAAGUGA